AUGGUAGAUAGUCCAGACUUGGAGGUGGAUGACCUCAUCGAGGAAAACACACUCAGCGUUAUAGUUCACUGCCUUAACCCCUAUGUGCAUAAAGUUGGAGGUCUGGUGAAGGCCCUUCCCCCAAUCUGGGGUAUGGAGGAGAGAGUUCGAGGGAGAGGUGUGGGAGAGAACAGAGUACAAUUCAUUUUUACCUCGGAGAACGAUCUUCAGCAUGUCCUAUCCAAAGGACCUUGGUUUGUCAAUGGAUGGAUGGUGUCCAUGGACCAGUGGAACCCCAACCCACCACCAGAGUAUCUGCAACGCAUCCCCUUUUGGAUAAAAGUUCGUGGCCUUCCUAUCCAUAUGCUGAAACGAGAAAUUGUGGAGAGUCUGUUAGGACCACUUGGGGAAGUUGGACCAGUGGAAAUUCAUGCAAAAGCCUCAAACUCUUUGGAGUAUGUGCGAGCAAAGGUUAAUAUCAACACUGAAGAGCCGCUUCAAUUCCGAAGAGUUGCGAGAUUCAAAUCAUGA
Brassica oleracea var. oleracea is the source of this 510-nucleotide messenger RNA. RefSeq lists its product as uncharacterized. Lineage: Eukaryota; Viridiplantae; Streptophyta; Magnoliopsida; Brassicales; Brassicaceae. The record is from RefSeq and is a predicted model, not a curated record. The transcript has a single exon. Bases 1 to 510 code for a protein of 169 amino acids.